AUGUCCACGCCACCAGCUCCUGUUCCGCCGGCCGGGUCCUCCGCUCCAGCGCCAGACGCAUCCCACUCAUUUCUGGUGCCGCCAGGAUCGUCGUCGGCCGCGGCAACCGGGCCGUCCACCGCACCGGCUUCCAGCCCUCCUGGUCUUUCUGGUGCCAGUGCGCCGGCCGUUGAGUCGUUGUGCGCGUCGUUGACUCGGUCGGCCUCGGAGUGCGCCUUGUUGUCGGCCAGCCUGGACAGUGCUCGGGCGGCCGUCCAAUCCACCCUGGUCACGGCAAGAUCCCUUCUGGGUGACGGCGGUCCAGGUUCCACUCUCCGUGCCAUCCAAGAAUUUGUCUCGGCCAAAGAGGCCGCCGAGAAGCUCCUGGCCCGAGUGCAGGCCGACCUGGUGGAGCGCGAGACCGACCUGGUCGUCGAGCGCAACUCCCGUGUUGCGGCAGAGGCGUACGUGGCCGCCCUCCGGGAUCAGCUGGACACCGAGACUCGUCGCGCGGCGGAGACCAUUGGUCAGCUGCGUGGCGAGUUGGCGGUUGUCAGCAACGAAGUCGUGGGGUGGUCCAAGCGUUUCCAGACUGUCGACGCGACGGAGGCCUCCCUUCGGGCAUUCAUCGCGUCUCUGAAGGACUAG
Messenger RNA from Aphanomyces astaci, 627 nucleotides. RefSeq lists its product as hypothetical. The record is from RefSeq and is a predicted model, not a curated record. The transcript has a single exon. The coding region runs from base 1 to 627 and encodes 208 amino acids. NCBI's taxonomy places the organism in Eukaryota, Oomycota, Saprolegniomycetes, Saprolegniales, Verrucalvaceae.